Menidia menidia (Atlantic silverside) is the source of this 5915-nucleotide messenger RNA. The record is from the annotation of a GenBank genome assembly. NCBI's taxonomy places the organism in Eukaryota, Metazoa, Chordata, Actinopteri, Atheriniformes, Atherinopsidae.
UCAUAAAUGUAAAGAAUAAUAAUAAAUGACGUCUUCAUGUAAAACUCUCGAUUUAAAGUCCUGAGGUCCGCUCUGUUAUGAUGAUGGCGGUGAGGAUGAUGAUACCGCCUGGAGGAACCUGGAGCACGCGUCACCAUGGAAGCGCUCGGUUUGCGACAUGUAUUCGCCAUUUUGCCUCGGUGUGUGUAUGUGUGUGAGCCUCUCUCGCGGAGAACACCUCCGUAGCUUCCAAACAUCGGACUCCUCGGACGCCAGCUGAAAGAAGAAAUGUCUGCACUUGCGGACGGAACCGUGGCUGCGGCGGAAUGAGCCGGAGGUCUGGACGACGCGACGGGAGAUAGUUUCGGCCGGGGUUGUCGAAGAGGGACCGGGGAGAACGCAAGCUUGAUGUUGAGGACUGCAGUUUCUCCAUCUCCAGCCCAGCAGGAUGAGGGCACAGCCUAAAGGGGAGGAACGCUGUCCUCCUCAUGGGAUUUCGGUGGCAGUCUUUGAUUCUCAGAUCUGAUCACAUCCCCACAAAUACCGAUAAUGAUACCUGGAUUGAUCUCCAAGGAGUUACAUGAACAGCUUCUGGACCUGAGAAAUUACCAGAAUCGCACGAAUGGUGUGGAAGAACUGAAACAAAUCCUCUCAGAAGUGGACAUUAAUUCAAUUCCACCCAGUAAUAUUGAGGAGUUCAUCAAUUUUCUUCCUCGGCUUCUGGAUGACAGUAAUUUUAAGGUGCUGCACGGCACCUUGCAAGUUUUAAACUUACUAAUCCAGAAGCUGAAUACCGGUGUAGAUAGAUAUUUUAAACAUAUAGUUUUAGUUGCCCUGAAAGCUUUAGGGGAUACUCUGGCCGUCACCAAGAACGAAUACCUUAAUGUGUUUCAGCAGCUGAUGAAAACGGUUCCACCGCAGCAAGUAUUAGAUCUAGUGAUCGGCAACUUGAAACACAAGAAUUCCAGAGUUCGCGAAGAUGUUCUUAACAUCAUUAUGGCAGCUAUGCUCACUCAUCCUCGGAAAAACUUCAAUAUCCCCAAGCUCUGUUUUGAGGUUGCACCGUACUUGGUGGACAGCAAAAGGAAGGUCCGCCACGCGGCCCUCGAGUUGUUUGCGGUCUUUGACCACUGCCUUGACACGGGGAAAAAACAGCCUCUGAUGAAAGCCGUGGACAUGGUGGAGCUGAACGAGGACGCGGACGGUCUGAUGGCAGCUGUGCAAGCAAGAAGAGCCAGGCACGUACUUCCAAAAGUGUCCUCGGAGGGCGCUGUGGAGUACGGCUUAGUUGUGCCCAAGCCUGGACAGUGGUCCUCCGGUGGGGACAGCUGCGGGGCCGAUCUGGACUGGGUCAUGAAUGGAGGGCGAGUCAGCAGCGCCAAGAGCUACAGGACGGAGCCAGACUGUGAGCGGCUAUGUGGCUACGGCAGCCUAGGCUCCCUCACUGAGGACCUCCCACUUCAACGGAGGAUUGUGAGUGCAGGGAAAGGGAAGAACAAACUACCCUGGGAGAUGUCCAGCUUCUCGUCCACUGAGAACGAGCAGCAGCAGUCCAGUACGACUAAUGGAAAGGGUUCUGACCAGGCGAGACGUGAGGAUGUCCUGCUUCUGUCCAGGAAGUCGGAGGCCUACAUACCCAGUUUCAGUUCUGGAGAGCCACAGAGGCCCCAGAGCUCCAGAAGGAGAGAAUCUCCUACACAUCUCAGAAGAAGUGGAAGCCUCAACUUAGACACAGACAUCUUUAAAUCCACUCAUUUCUCUGAACCCAGCAUCGUGACACCAAAAGGACGUGUGCUGUCCGGGAAUCCCAGCGUUGAGCGAACGUUUUCCCUCCCUUCAAGCUCCACUGCACCCGGCUCCUUCCUUCUGCCCUCAUACCCACUGGCUGCACACACAGGGGGCAAGCUUACUCCCACGUUGUCCCGCCAUCAUGUGGACUCCUCCCUCUCCAUGUCCAACACCUGGCCCAACAUCAGGGAGAGCAGCCCUCAGCAACGAGAAGCCGGGCCGUGGAUAGAGACAGCAGGCGCUGCAAAGGGUGGAUUAUCCAGCAGGCAGUCUCCCAGGCCCCUGCGUGCAUCCCUUGUGAGUUCCUCCUCCACCUCAUCGUUCCGACGAGCUCUGAGCAACACGAGAGCCACAUUCACCAUCUCACCUGUGGUCCCACAAGCAGAACCGGCCCAUUCUAGUAACGGCCAUGUAUCUAAUACCUCAAGCAGUCCUCAGAGCCAUCAAGACCAUGACAGCAUCAGUGCCUGGCAGGAUCCACAGGGGGACGAUCCUCUGGACAUGCAAGAGAUGCUGAAUUCCCUGCGCUCGUUGCGUAACAGCGCUGCCAAGAAGCGGGCCAAAGCGAGCCAUAGCAGUCCAGACCCAGACAGUCCUGACUCAGCCGUGAGGCUUGACCUGGGUUUGGACUCCCCGAUACACACCUCUCCUGUGCUUACCAGCUCAGCCAGUGAAAGUAAACUCUCUAGUUUGACCUCCGCUGCCAACUCCAGCUUCAAUGGCAUCAAAACCAGCGUGGAGCUCAUGUUCUUACCUGUCACACCUGUCACCAGCCCCAGAAGCUCUUCCUCUUCUGUAAUGAAACCCCGCAUUGCAAGAGUGCCUUCUGCUAAACUGAGGACUUCUGCAUCCAUGGACUUCAACAACCUUCUAGUGACAUCCCAAAGAAAUGCACUGUCUUCUGAGGUGGGGGUCGUUGGGCAAAGAGUCCUUUAUUCCAAUGGAACAAUCAGAACUGAGGAAGAGACAACACUUCCGUCUCCUCCACUGGUCAAACCUGCUUCCCACGAAUCAGUCAGAGUUGUGAAGCUUGCAAAAGGCUCUCAGGGUCACAGCAGCAGCAGCAGGAAUUCACCAGGCACCGACAUGCCUGAGGCAGUGGUUGGAAGAGGCGUGUUUGGCACUGGAGUGUCCUCCGGCCACCCAGGAGUCGCCUUGACACUUGAUCGGGGUGAAACGCCAGCCAAACCCCCCGGUGACCCUCCAGCAGGCCUCUACAGCAGCAGUCGCCUCGACAGCGACGACAGCCCGUAUCCUGAGGAGACUAAAGAAAAAGGGAAAGGUGUGAGGUUGGGCCGCAAUAAAACAAGGUUACAGCGUCUGGAUCAACUGGAGGAUCUGUUAUGUCUGGGAGACCAAUCAAGAGACAAACUACGGCACCGCGUCAGACAAAUGCUGUCCGACUCACCUGUGGAGGAAAACAGAGAGCUGCUCAUCAAAGGCACGAGGACCUCUCUGACACUCUAUUUAAAAAAAUGCUCAACGCAUGCUGAUCUACAGCUGAAUGGCAGCACGCUGACAUCCACCAAAACAGAACCUCCCUCCGACGAGUCCCCCAUCAGUCCCACCAGUCCGCCAGCACUCCACAGUCCAUCAAAGUGCUUCACUCCGCCCCACCAGCCGAGCCCCCCAACAGCACCCCCCAAUCCAAAAAAUGCUUCCCGUCUCCGCCGGGCACCCAGCCUCAGCAGGGCCCGACCCUCCCUUUCCCACAGUUCAGACGAGCUGUCUCAUGGUACCAUGAGCCUCAAGAAAAAUCUCUCGGAGCCUCAAGAGCUGUGCCCGUUUUCAAAGCCUGACCUGGCGCUCACACAGAGUUUCAACCUCCUGAACUCCGAAGACUGGGAGAAAAAAAUCGAGGGUCUGAUGUUCCUGCGCUCUCUGGCCCACUACCACUCAGACACACUCCAGGGCAGACUGCACGAUGUUUGUCUGUCUCUGACUCAGGAGGUGAAGAACUUGCGCUCCGGCGUGUCGCGGGUUGCAGUGUGUACCCUCGCCGACCUGUACACACACCUGCAGAGGGCAAUGGACCAGGAGCUGGAGGGCACGGCGAAAGCCCUGCUGCAGAAGGCCGGGGAGUGUAACGCCUUCAUCCGGCAGGACGUGGAUGCAGCGCUGGGCUGCAUGGUGCAGAGCUGCACCCCCACCCGCAGCAUCGCCGCUCUCCUCACCGGAGGACUCAGGUUGGGAUCCACACAGAGCAAAACGCUGUUUCCCCCCCGACGCGGGCCGUUCCCAGCACUCGGCUCUUUUACAUGCUGGAUUGUUUUCUCCUCUGCUCAUAGCCAUCUUAAUCCAGUGGUGCGGAAAUGCACCGCUCAGCAUCUGGCUGAUCUCGUAGAGAAGGUCGGAGCUGCCCGCCUCCUCUCAGGGGGGAAAGAUCUCACCGACAGAAUCUUACCUGCCGUCACCAAACUCGCACAGGACUCCUCACAGGAAGCCAGAUACUUUGGGCGGCGCAUGCUGCUGUGUCUCUCAUCCCACCCGGACUUUGACAAGAUCCUGGAGAAAUAUGUCCCCACCAAGGAGCUGCCCACCGUCAGGGACACGGUCUUCACUCUCAAGACGAAAGGUAUUGGUGAGAUGCCCCAAGACUCUCAGUCCGCCAGGGGGAGGCGCUCCCUUCCAGGCAGCAGCACGGUGCGAGCGUCAUCUCUCAACAGAGAGCCACUAAACCAGACCAACAGGGAGUCCAACAUCCCACACAGCAAUAGAUCCCAGACACAGAGCAUUGCAGACAAAACUGAGUACAUCAAGCAGAUCUCAGGUCUGCUGGGUUCAAAAGACUUCAGAGAGAGGAUCAAGGGCAUCGACCAGCUCGUGGCUGACUGUCAACACAACCCCAACAUGGUCGUCAACAGCAUAUUCCCAGUGUUUGAUGCCUUCAAAGCCAGACUGCAGGAGUCCAACAGUAAAGUCAACCUUUACGCUCUGGAGUCUCUGCAGAAAAUCAUCCACUUGAUGAAGGACAACCUGUCCCAAGUGGUGAACAUCCUCGUCCCGGCGAUCGUUGACAAUCACCUCAACUCCAAAAACAACGCCAUCCACUCUGCUGCCAUGGCGGCUAUCAACGCCCUCACCUCCAAUCUGGGUGAUCACUUUGAUCGCGUUGAAUACAACAUGCUUCUUCUUCAGCCGUUCUGCACCAAGGCUCAGUUCAUCAGCGGUAAAGCGAAGGUGGACCUCACUGAGAAGGUUGCAGACCUGGUGACGGAGCUCUACCCUCGCAAGCCGCAGGCGGUGGAGCAGAAGGUGCUGCCCCUGCUGUGGCACCUGCUGGGCACCUCCACCCACAGCGGCACCGUUCACGGGAGGGCCGGCAGCGUGAGGGCGGCCACGGCCAGCCUGUGCCACGCCCUCCACGCCCAGAUGGGGCAGAGCCUGAGCGAGUGCGCCGCCUCCCAGUCAGCCAGCGUCCAUAAAAGCUUAAACGAGGUCCUGAGGACCCCCCCUUAAGGUACCGCAGAGCCCAAACACAGCGGAGGGGGCAGCAGAACAUUACCACUGACCUUACUUGAAGACAGAGAUGUUCUACAUUUCUUAUAGUGCCUGCACUUUUUAUAUCGAUUACAAAAAGGUCCUUUUGAAUUAGGAAGGUUUUAUCUCAGUGAGACUUCUGCUGCUACAGAAGCUCCCGAAGGCAUCAGGUCCAACGCUCACGCAACCUGCUCUCUUUGCACUUUGAAAAGUAGCUCAUCGUCGUGGCUUUUUUCCUCCAUAAUGUCUGUUGACAGAUCAGAGACACUAUUGCAGAAUGUAAAACUGAAAUGCACAAAAAGUAAAGGAAGAAGACAGGGACCCCAAAAGUGUAUAUUUUUCUGCCGUUUCUUCGGAUGUGAUGUGACAUUUUCUAAAUGUCUUAUGUAGUUGAACAUUUGUGACAUGAGAUUAUAAGAAUAGUACAAAGGACUUUUGUACAGCUCUAACGUGUAUUUGCACAGUAUUAGCUUAAUCUGUGUGUAUGCUGUAUGAUGCUACAGUUGUUAUUGAUCUAUUGUGUAACGGUUUAACAGUUAUAUUAAUGAUGUGCUGAGCUGGCACUGUCUGUCCUUUUUUUGCAUGACCAAAAUUUCCUGGCAGAGUCAAAGGUGUUUGGCAUUUUUGCUAGAGACGCAUGUGUGUAUGUGUGUGCGUGUGUGUGUGUG